AUGAAGUUCUCGACCGCUCUCGCCGGCGCCUCCCUCGUGGGGUACUUCCCGCCGGGUUCCGUCCCGUCGCGUCCAUCAUCCGAAUCCAUCUCGGGCAAGGGCGAAAAAAUCUUCUACUCCAACAACGGCACUGAAUUCUCCAUCCGUGGUGUCGCCUACCAACAGGAAUACUCCACCAACGGUACCUCCGAGUCCAACAGCGACUAUGUCGACCCCUUGGCCGACAACUCCAAAUGUGAGCGCGACAUUCCCUACCUCAAGGAGCUCCGCACCAACGUCAUUCGGACCUACGCUGUCGACCCCACCGCCAACCACGACCGUUGCAUGAAGCUCCUGGAUGAGGCCGGCAUCUACCUGAUCACUGAUCUGUCCGCCCCCUCCGACUCCAUCAACCGUGCGGACCCUCAGUGGAACACCGACCUCUACGAGCGCUACACCAGCGUCAUCGAUGCCUUUGCCAACUACACCAACGUCAUCGGUUUCUUCGCCGGUAACGAGGUCGCCAACGACAACAACAACACCAACUCCAUCGCCUACGUCAAGGCCGCCGUGCGUGACAUGAAGGCCUACAUCAAGGCCAAGAACUACCGCACCUCUCUGGCCAUUGGCUACGCCACCGAUGAUGACGCCAACAUCCGUGACGACCUCAAGGACUACCUCGUCUGCGGCGACACCGACUCCCGCAUCGACAUGUUUGGCUACAACAUCUACGAGUGGUGCGCCCGUACCGAGGAGUUCAAGGACUUCCCCGUCCCUGCCUUCUUCUCCGAGUACGGAUGCAACGACCCCCAGCCGCGCAAGUUCACCGACGUCCCCGUGCUCUUUGGUCCCCAGAUGAACGACGUCUGGGCCGGUGGUAUCGUCUACAUGUACUUCCAGGAGGCCAACAACUACGGUCUGGUCAACGUCGAUGGCGACACCGUCAAGACCCGCGCCGACUUCUCCUACCUGUCGUCCCAGAUGCAGAAGGUGACCGCCACCGGAGUGAACAGCGCCAGCUACACGGCCACCGCCGCCGUCACCCCCAGCUGCCCCGCCGUCAACACGGACUGGGAGGCCUCGGACGACCUCCCGCCCUCGCCCAACCCGGAUCUCUGCACCUGCAUGGUCAAGUCCCUCUCCUGCGUGGUGAAGGACUCGGUCAAGGAGAAGGACUAUGGUGACCUGUUUGACUACAUCUGCGCCAAGGGCGACUGCGCCGGCAUCGCCUCCAACUCCACCAAGGGCGACUACGGUGCCUACAGCGUCUGCUCCUCCAAGGACCAGCUGUCCUUCGUCAUGGACCGCUACUACCAGGCCCAGAACAAGGCCUCGGAUGCUUGUGACUUCAACGGCUCCGGCCAGACCCAGAAGUCCUCCAGCCCCGACAGCUGCACCUCUCUGCUGAAGCAGGCGGGCUCUGCCGGCACCGGCACCGUGACCGCCUCGCCCACCGCUGGUGGCACCGGCAGCAUGGCCAGCUCCACCUCGGAGGGGGCUGCGGGCGUUGCGGCCAGCCCCAUGGCCGUCAAGGUCGGCAGCUGGCAGAUGGGUGCCUACCUGAUGACUGCUCUGGUUGCGGGUGUGGGCAUGAUCCUGUUUAUCUAUGAUCUCUACCUAAUGACGGAUCUCACCGAGUCGGCCAUCUCCCCCGAGCCGGUUGCGGAGAGUUCGGCCACACAAACGGCAUGCCGAGCGCCCGGAAAUGUCUCCGUGAGAGGACGACUAUUUAUAUCAGAGACUGCACGAUGCACGAUCUGCGGGGUUAUACACUAUCCUCCCUCAUGGCCGGCCAUGGGACCAACAUCGGAAUUUGCCGUGCGCUCAUCCGCCUCGUCCCUGGACGAAGAAGGGGGGGACGUCCCCGGAUCGACUCUCGAACCACAAAAGUCCAACCCCCAGGGAAAAGGAUACGACCUACCCACCUGGCGCAAAUGCAUCAUCCUGUUUGUCGUCAGCUGGAUGACGCUGGCGGUCACCUUCUCCAGCACGUCUCUGCUGCCCGCAACGCCGGAGAUCGCCGCCGAGUUCAACACCACCGCCGAAACCCUCAACAUCACCAAUGCCGGCGUGCUGCUGGCCAUGGGCUUCUCAUCGCUGAUCUGGGGGCCACUGAAUAACCUCAUCGGCCGCCGCCAUGCGUACAACCUGGCCAUCCUGGUCCUGUGCGCCUGCUCCGCCGGCACCGCCGCCUCCAUCAACCUGCACAUGUUCACGGCCAUGCGCGUGCUGAGCGGACUGACCGGCACGUCAUUCAUGGUCUCGGGGCAGACUAUCCUCGCGGAUAUUUUCGAGCCAGUCGUGCGCGGCACAGCCGUCGGCUUCUUCAUGACAGGCACCGUCUGCGGCCCCGCCAUCGGCCCCUGCAUCGGCGGCAUCAUCGUCACCUUUUCCAGCUGGCGCAUCAUCUACUGGCUGCAGCUGGGCAUGACGGGGCUGGGCCUGGCGCUGUCCGUGCUGUUUGUGCCGAGCAUCCAGCCCGAAACGAAGAGCAGCGCGCCGCGGUCCGCGACCGAACGCCUCGCCCUGUUCAAUCCCAUGCGCAUCCUGCGCCAAUACGUCUACCCCAAUGUCUUUCUCUGCGUACGCCCCUCUCCUCCCAGCCUCCAGCCGCAAGACCACAGCUAA
Aspergillus terreus NIH2624 is the source of this 2607-nucleotide messenger RNA. Its product is annotated as pH-responsive protein 2 precursor. The transcript has 8 exons. The record is from RefSeq and is a predicted model, not a curated record. The coding region runs from base 1 to 2607 and encodes 868 amino acids. NCBI's taxonomy places the organism in Eukaryota, Fungi, Ascomycota, Eurotiomycetes, Eurotiales, Aspergillaceae. Gene Ontology annotation, cellular component: cytoplasm; fungal-type cell wall. Gene Ontology annotation, molecular function: transmembrane transporter activity; 1,3-beta-glucanosyltransferase activity. Gene Ontology annotation, biological process: transmembrane transport; fungal-type cell wall (1->3)-beta-D-glucan biosynthetic process.